Molecule: messenger RNA, 3451 nt
Organism: Lingula anatina
Lineage: Eukaryota; Metazoa; Brachiopoda; Lingulata; Lingulida; Lingulidae
Product: F-box only protein 30
Molecular function (GO): ubiquitin protein ligase activity; protein binding; zinc ion binding
Source: RefSeq, a predicted model, not a curated record
AUUAUUCAUAGGAAAACUGUUGUUAUUCUGAAGAAGACCAAAGAACACUGAGCAGGCAUGAUGCAUUGGUGCUGAUCAUCGCCUGCUCCAGUCUUUAUGUUUACUCUGUACUGGGUUCUAUUUUUGGCAGCUGUAGGCACAUGUGAAUGCUAUCUGCUUGCAGGUUCAGAGUAGGAUUGCCUUUUCAAGCUGAGGAAGUUAUGAAAGAAAUGCUCAGAGCCAAUCAUCCUCAUGACCUUUAAUUGUCUAUGAGAAGCUUUUUCAUAGGAGAGGGUUUUGUUGAAAGUCUGUCAGACAAGUUAAAUUUUCAUUUCAAAUGAUUAAAUGAGGUAUUUUACUCUAAUUUUCCACCUGUGGGGUUGAUGUGUGGAUCACAAUGAUUCAGUGCGCUGUAAGACAACUUUAUUUGAGUGAGAAAAGCAAUGUACUGGCAGAGUUCAUUCAAAGAAAUGGAGUACCCCACGACCAUUGUCUAACAUGCCUAAACAGACAUUGCAGAGUUCAAGAUGACACUGCCAACAGUUGUCCCAUGAUGCAUUGCAAGGAAGGGUGUGGUGCCCACUUUCAUUCCUGCAAACUUGUGGAACAUAUACUAUUGUGUCCAAAUGAAAAAGUGCCUUGUAUAAACUAUGAAAAUGGAUGUCCAAUUAUUAUGCCUCGUUAUAAACUUGGUUCACACUUGGAAACCUGUCCAGCUAGUGUGAUAUACUGCACUAUGGAGUGGAAUAGGUGGCCACUGUAUUCUAAGGAAAAGCAAGCUCCGGUGACUGCUGCCAAGUACAGUAUCCAUGCUAAGUAUGGACAACUGGAUGUUGCUCUUGCUUUACGUGAUCAGCGGAUACUUAAUGAAUCUAUGAAAGUUUCCAAGAAAACCAGAAGAGUCUUACGUAAUAAUCUCACCCGUAGAUUUCCAGCUGUCCCCUUGAAACCACGCAACAGUACAUAUGAAUCCUCUGAACAACAGACAAAUGAGACAUCACAGACAAUAUCUGAUGAUGAUUGUGAGGCUCCGUGGGAGGUCGCCAAGAACCCCCCUGGCCUGCAGAGCAGUGUAUUCAGUGAGUUGUACAAGGCAACAAGACAAACUACAGAGUCUCUUUCUGCUGCCCUGGAUGUGGUGUCAACCAGUUAUAGUAAUGAGAGCCCUCAGGUAUCCAGCCCAGCACAUGACACAGAAAAAGACACUUCUACCAGUUCAAGUGAAGAUGAAGAAGAAGUAGAAACUGUACCACAUGAUGGACUGUGUAGAUUUCAGUAUCCAGAUAUCACACUUGUCAAGUGUGCUCUUUGUAAAACACACCACCAUGUGCCUUUCUCUGAAGCAGGGGAAUCAUUGCACAGAGCAGAGGCAAGUGAAACAACUGAUGAGGUCACCACAAUGGAUUCUGCUGAGAAAAACACAAAAAUACAGAAAGCAAUAGAGGGUAAGAUUCAUGUUGAAAGGAGCAAAAAUCUAGGCCAAGAAGAUGGCUUUGUCUUGGUGCCAGUCCAAAAUUCAAAAGAGAAACCUAUGCAGUCACCUCUCAGCCCUUCUCCAGUGCCAGUUACACUGAAUAAUAUACUCAACUUAGAUCUGACACUAGAGCAAAUAACAAGGUACCAGCAAAAGCCCAAGUCCAUGUACACUUUCUUGUGUGCACAAGAAUUUAGGAGAGAUGAAUACUUGUGGCACUUUAAAAAUGUCCAUGGAGACAUCCAUGCCAACCUGAAUGGAUGGAUAGAACAGAGGUGUCCACUGGCACAUUAUGGCUGCCCAUACUCUGUGAGAAGGUUUCAUCCACAACAUGAAGGAAUGACUGUUAUACACAACAGCACUGUAGAAAGUUUUGGACUAAAACCCGAAAUCCCAAUAGAGACCUAUCAAAAAUUCAAUGAAAAUGUUGAUGGCUUUGAGAACAUGGAGGUAGAUAUGGGUAAACAGGAAGAGGAUAAUGGACUUCAGCAAGGGGUACGGGAGUCCACACCAGAAGUUAUGACAUCCUGGGAUUAUAACUCUGCAGUUACGAUAAGCAAUCAGUCUACAAGUCAAGAAGCAUGCUCCACUAAUACAGGUCCACCCAGAGACAUGCUGACUAGUCUUCCAUUUGAGAUACUGUUAGACAUUGGAAGAUGUCUGGACUCUUUUAGCCUGUGUAAUUUGGCGCUAACUUGCUGUACCCUUCGUGAGGUAUGCUGUAACUUGGUGGAAGAACGUGGUAUUGUCAUCCAGCAAUGGGAGAAAAAGAGGGUAGAUGGCAAGGCGACUUGGCGGGUGGCUUACAAGAAAUGGUGCUUUAGCACAGCAUUCAGUCCAGUGACCCACUGGGGUUUCAAAAGCAACCCACACAUGGCCAACCACAUCAGCAAGUGUCCUUACUAUGUGAAAUGUGUCAAGACUCAGCCCAUACUGCUACCAAGCAUGCCUGCUAAUUCAAUAUUGGAGGACAGGUUAAAGGAGAGCAUAAACAAUCCAAACCUGCAUGUCGCUGGGGGUGAAAUUGUUGAGCUUCAACAAGCAGAGGAACAAGAAAACACGAUAAAACAUAAACCAUAUUCUGAUUUUUGAGUAGUAAUCAGAUGUAAUUUAAUUGGAAUUUUGGAUUAUUGUAGGCUUUCAUAAUUCAUUUGUAGAGAUCAAGCAAAAGAAACAGAAUUUAUUGUUCUGUAAUUGAAAAAUUAGGACUGUUCUGAUGGUCUUCAUUGUUCAUCAAUGCAAAAAUAUAUAUUUGAAUUGGUCUUCCUUUUUUGUAAAAGCCUAUUUUUCAGUUUACAAACUGAGUGUCAGCGAGAUAGAGCAUUUGCUUUUUUCAUUUACUAAAAGGAAAAAAGAGCAUAUUUUUAAAAAUUACAUUUUCAUGCUUCCCAUACAGCAGAACCAUGCCAUCCUCCAUCAAAAGAUCUUAACAUUAUCAGAAAAAAGUCUCUAAUUUUCAAAAUGAGUGCAAUUUUGUUCAUUCAGGUCAUUUCCAACAUCGACUAUAAUAUAUAUAUAUAUAUAUAUAUACAUAUAUAUACAUACAUAUACAUAUGAGACAUCUAUCUUUAGACCUUUCAUGUACAAGUUAGAAUAGGUAAAAUGAAAAUUUACCAACUGCUUAAGUAUUUUUUCACAUACUUUUACUAAACAGGAAUGUGCAAUUUAUUUGUGAGUCUUAGACACAAGACACUGAAGUUUAUACUAUGUAAACUGUAAUAUGUGAUAUAUGCAUUCUACCCAGUUAAAUGAGAAAAGGUUAUUGGAUAGAAAUUAUAUGCAUUUUAAAUGGAAGAAUAUACAUGGUGGUCACACCAAAGCUUGAAUAUUAUCCACACAUUACUAUUAGUGCCUUUUAGUUGUUGUCAGCCAGUUCUUCAUAUUGGGCUCAGACACUAGAAACUAGUUUAGGAUCUUGAUAUAGUCAGGGUUUUUUAUUAUCAACCAUUAUUCAGCAUGACUUUCUCCUUUGUUUUUACAAUAAAAAAUCUUUCAAGA